AAUGGAGAGUGUGCUGCAACAGCUGACUCGUGGAAAUGCCCUGCUGUUCAUCGUCAUCUUGGGCAUCGGAGGAAGCUUCCAGUCAGGGUACCACCUGACCAGCCUGAGCUCUCCCACCCCGUUCAUACAGAACUUUAUCAACAGCAGCUGGUACCACAGAUACCAGGAGGUUCCCCAUCAGCAGAGCGUCACCACCAUCUGGUCCCUGGUCGUCUCCUUGUAUGCCGUGGGCGGGCUCCUCGGCUCCGUCAGCAUCAAGUUCAUCACAGACGUAUUCGGGAGGAAGAAGGGAAUGAUCUGCAGCAGCCUGGCGUCGGUCGCCGCCGGAGCCGUGGUCCUGCUGAGUAAGAGAGUGGAGUCCUUUGAGAUGAUCAUCGUGGCCAGGAUCCUCUUCGGUUUCUCAGCAGGUCUCGGGGUGUACUCUCACCAGAUGUACCUCAGCGAGAUGUCCCCCAGAAAGAUCAGAGGGAACGUCACCAUGACAUCAGCAACCUUCACCACUCUUGGAAAAUUAUGUGGGCAACUGUUCGGACUCAGCGAGAUGCUGGGCCGUGAGCAGCUGUGGAAUGUUCUGCUCAGUGUCCCGGCGUGUUUCUCCGUGCUCUACCUGCUGCUGCUGCCGUUCAUCCCUGAAGCUCCCAGGUACCUCUUCAUAGAGAAGGGCGACGAGGAAGGCUGCAGGAGAGCUCUUCAGAGUCUGUGGGGGAGAGGGAACUUCAAGCAGGAGAUGGACGAGAUGUUGGCGGAGCAGGCCGCCAUCGACGCGGCCAGGUCACGGAGCCCUCUGCAGCUGCUGAGGGACCGGACGGUGCGGUGGCAGCUGCUCACGCUUCUGGUCAUCGUCCUGUGUAACCAGCUGUCGGGCAUGCCCGUGGUCAACACCUUCUCUUUCGACAUCUUCCAGAAGGCCGGGAUUCCCGCCGAUAAGAUCCGCUACGCCACUCUUGGCCUGGGAGUGGCAGAGCUUUUCACCUCCAUCUCUUGUGGUUUGCUGAUCGAACACACGGGGAGAAGACCCCUGUUGUGGGGGGCCUAUGGUGUCUUGACCGUCAUCUGGGUGGUUUUCACCGUCCUGCUCAACAUCCAGGUGUCUUCCCUCUGGUCCUCUUACCUGAGCGCUGCUCUGAUCGUCCUGCUCGUCGUCUUCUUCUGCGGAGGACCCUCUACUGUCACGGCGACGCUCAACAGCGAGAUCUUCGUCCAGUCCAACCGCCUGGCCGCCUUCGUCGUCGUCGGGAUGGAGCGCUGGUUGAUCUUCGGCCUGAUGGGCUUCGUCUUUCCGUUCCUGUUUACCGCUCUGGACUCCUUCUGCUUUGUCAUCUUCGCCUGCAACUGCCUGCUGGGUUCUCUGUACGUCUUCUUUGUCCUGCCCGAGACCAAAGGGAAGACCCUGCUGCAGAUCUCCCAGGAGUUCAGAGCCAUCACCGUCUGUGGCAGAUCGCUCUCCGAGGAGAAGGCGGCGGACGUGGCGACCAGAUUAUGA
Messenger RNA from Synchiropus splendidus (mandarinfish), 1483 nucleotides. It is a transcript of the gene slc2a9l1, whose product is annotated as solute carrier family 2 member 9, like 1. Lineage: Eukaryota; Metazoa; Chordata; Actinopteri; Syngnathiformes; Callionymidae. Gene Ontology annotation, molecular function: hexose transmembrane transporter activity. The transcript is spliced from 12 exons. Gene Ontology annotation, cellular component: membrane. The record is from RefSeq and is a predicted model, not a curated record. Gene Ontology annotation, biological process: monosaccharide transmembrane transport. Bases 2 to 1483 code for a protein of 493 amino acids.